Messenger RNA from Corylus avellana, 978 nucleotides. It is a transcript of the gene VTI1B, whose product is annotated as Vesicle transport v-SNARE family protein. Gene Ontology annotation, cellular component: endoplasmic reticulum membrane; Golgi apparatus; SNARE complex. The record is from RefSeq and is a predicted model, not a curated record. Gene Ontology annotation, biological process: vesicle-mediated transport; intracellular protein transport; vesicle fusion. Gene Ontology annotation, molecular function: SNARE binding; SNAP receptor activity. Lineage: Eukaryota; Viridiplantae; Streptophyta; Magnoliopsida; Fagales; Betulaceae.
GAAAGCAAACAAUACUUGCAACUAAACUUCAGCGAAACGAGAACAUUCCCCUCCAGAUAGUCAAGGGACCGAUCGAUCUUCAAUCAAAGGUAGAACUAGGGUUUUGAUCUUUCUGUAUAUGAAGAGGGUUGCAUAGGAGGCUUUGAGAAAGAGAUGAGUCAGGUAUUCGAAGGGUACGAGCGCCAGUACUGCGAGCUCUCUGUGAAUCUCUCCCGAAAAUGUAGCUCGGCUGGUCCUCUUCCUGCUGGAGAGCAGAAGCAGCAGAAGAUUUCUGAGAUUAAAGCUGCAGUGGAUGAUGCUGAUGUUUUGAUUCGAAAAAUGGACCUCGAGGCAAGAAGUCUGCAGCCAAGUGCAAAGGCUAUGAUGCUUGCAAAGUUAAGGGAAUACAAAUCGGAUCUAAAUAAGUUGAAAAGGGAAUUUAAAAGAAUAUCAUCACCUAAUGCUGAUCAGGCUUCCCGUGAAGAGUUGUUGGAGUCUGGAAUGGCAAAUGUGCAUACGGCUUCUGCUGAUCAAGGAGCGAGAAUGGCAAUGUCAGUAGAGAGAUUGAAUCAGUCAAGUGACAAAAUUAUGGAGAGUAGAAGAACCGUGCUGGAGACCGAAGAGCUUGGUGUCUCAAUCCUAGAAGAUUUGCAACAACAGCGUGAGACUCUACUACAUUCCCAUAAAAAGCUUCAUGGAGUAGAUGAUGCCAUCGACAAGAGUAAAAAAGUUUUAACUGCCAUGUCGCGUAGGAUGUCCAGGAACAAAUGGAUCAUCGGCUCAGUUGUCGGAGUUCUUAUUGUUGCAAUCAUCUUUAUUCUAUUUUAUAAGCUUUCUCAUCAUUAACCUAUACUUGACGUUGUUUCGGGUACAGAUGAGACUUGCCAUUGCAGUAUCUGCUUGCUUGUAUAUAGAUAGACUCAUCAAACAUGUACAAUUUAUCUGCAUUGAAUGCUUUAAUAAUUAUAUCAUACUUGGGGUAGCUUUACCCUUACAUUA